Messenger RNA from Capsicum annuum, 1266 nucleotides. Its product is annotated as AP-3 complex subunit delta-like. Gene Ontology annotation, biological process: Golgi to vacuole transport; protein targeting to vacuole. The coding region runs from base 1 to 1266 and encodes 421 amino acids. NCBI's taxonomy places the organism in Eukaryota, Viridiplantae, Streptophyta, Magnoliopsida, Solanales, Solanaceae. Gene Ontology annotation, cellular component: endosome membrane; AP-3 adaptor complex. The record is from RefSeq and is a predicted model, not a curated record. The transcript is spliced from 5 exons.
AUGACGAAAAUUCCACACUGUCAGAAGGGGGAGGAAAUAGAGAACCAGCUUGUGGAUAUAGUUAUGAGAGUCAAAGAUGCAAGACCACAACUUGUUCGAGUUGGGCGUGAUUUGCUAAUUGAUCCUGCAUUGCUCGGCAAUCCUUUCGUGCGCAGGAUUUUGUCAGCAGCUGCUUGGGUGUCAGGGGAGUAUGUUCGAUUUUCAAAAAUUCCAUCAGAACUUGUGGAAGCAGUGCUGCAACCAAGAACCAGUUUAUUGCCGUCAUCAAUAAAAGCUGUAUAUAUCCAGUCUGCAUUCAAAGUACUUACCUUUUGUGUGCAUUAUUGUAUUUCUACCAAGGGAGUUAUUUCUUCAGCUUCCCAAGGAGUGGAAGAUCUGAUGCAUGGAAGAGUACAGGAGAAUCCUCAGUUUGUAGGAAUUGAACCAGUUGCUGAAUGUGACACAGAUGAUGGGGGGUUGAAUCCCAGGAUGUUACAUCGACAUGUUAGGGAUGUUUCAGUAGAGAGUUUGAGGAUAUGUCCACUAUCAGGAAGCCAUGACGUGGAGAUACUGGAGAGGUCAAGAAAUGUCCUUGGUUUGGUUGAACUGAUUAGAGAAGAAUUACUUGGUUACUUGGUGAAAAGGGAAGAAGAUAAUGACAAGGGACAAAGGAAGACUCAUGAAAUGAUCAAACUAAUUGCUGAAGCCUUUUCAGAAGAGCUUGGUCCAGUUUCAGCCAGUUCUCAGGAAAGGGUACCUGUGCCUGAAGGAAUGGUGCUUAAUCAAAAUCUGGCUGAUCUGGAUGCCAUAUGUGGUGACCUUGGGUUGCAUAUACCUACUUCUUUCUCCCUUGGAAGAUCAAUUUCCUCUGAAAAAGUUGAUUCACAGAAAAAGGAGAUGGUAUAUGAUGACUACCCACCUGCUAAUGACCUUAAGACUGGAAAUAAUGCUGAUGAUGAGGCUGAUGAUCUGGUUAAGCUGACGGAACAAUCUCUCUUCCCUAAGAAAAAAGAGAACCAAGCGAACCAAGCGAAGCCUAGGCCAGUAGUAGUUUCAGUAGUGAAACGGGACGAUGGAAAUGGACCUUUUAUACCUGCCAAAAAGGUUGAGUCAAAUGAUGACCUAAUCUCUGGUGCUGUUUUGAGAAGAAGCAAACGCCAUUCUCGUGGUAAGGAGAAGAAACAUAGAAGUACUGCAAAAGAUAGAGAUGAACAUGAAGAGGGAGAUAAACAGAAGUUACUCAUUGUACUUGCAAUUGGUGAAGUGGUUUUUCUCCAUCUUGUCUGA